AUGUCGCCGUCGGAAAAGAACACCAGUGGCAAACAUCACAACGACGACAGUGUGGUAGCAUCGCAGUCUGGAGGCACUCAGGCUCAAUCAGAGAAGCUAGCUACUCUAGAGAUAAAUCAUGGCCAGGACAAGGGUCAGACACAGAAUACCAGUACACCUACGACAUCACCUUCAUCAUCAAUAGACAUAACGACUCGCUCGGAUCUCAGCCUACUAUAUCGGGUGUUACGGACACUCAUUCGACCCCUGCGACCAAAUCUCGUGCGUCCAGGCAAGCCAUUCCCAGCAGGGUCGCCUCGACUCUCGCCACCGAACAAGCAGGGUGUCAAUAUCGUCGAGUCCUGCUCCGAGGGCGUGUGGCAGUAUACAUUUCAACCGAAGAAUUCGACAUCGACAUCGAAGGAGGAUAAACUGGAACACGAUGGCGCACGCAAACAUCAGAUCUACUACUUCGUCGGCGGUGGCUUCCAAUCACCACCGUCCAGCCAACACUGGCAGUUUCUCACCACGCUGUCGAAACACCUCUCUUCGUCUACCUCGCACGACGAACCACAGAACAUCAAGAAUAACAACAGAUACACGCCCGAAGUAACACUAAUCUCAUACCCGCUAGCCCCGAACUCACCAGCCUCACAAUCCUACCCGAUCCUCCAAAAAUGGCUCUCCGCAACCCUCCACUCGGCAGACCUGACCUCAGACAAAAUCACGCUGAUGGGCGACAGCAGCGGCGGCAACAUCGCGCUGUCACUCGGCUUCUGGGCGGUCGAGAACCACAUCCCUGCAUCCUCGCAGCCCGACCCGUCCGGGCACGCGGCGGCAAUCCCCCAUUCCGACAAACGCACAGGCUUCCCACUAGUGUCGCUGCUGGCCAUCUCGCCCGCCGUCGACCUGCGCAACGUGAAUCCCGAGAUGCACGGCGCCGAUAGACACGACCCGAUCCUGACGGUCGAACUGACGUCGCGUGUCGCGCGCGCAUGGGCGUCCGAACCCUCGCGCUCGCGCCAUCUGCUCGACAUGCCGGACGGGCCGCGCCCACAUCUCGUGACCGAUGCGCAGCUCAGUCCGCUGCUGAAUACCGAGGUUGCGUUUGAUGCGCUGCGGCGGAAGGGCGUCAGCGUUCACGGUGUGGUCGGCACGCAUGAUGUAUUGGGUCCCGAUGCGUUGCUGUUCAUGCGCAAAUGUGAGGCUUGUGGCGUCAAUGGAAAGUGGCUUGUCUGGGAUGGCCAGAUGCAUUGCUUUCCCCUGGCCGCGGGGAAGGGCCCGUUGGGCUUGAGCGAGGCGAAGGCCGCAAUGACGUGGAUUGAGCAUGUCGUGAGGAGUCAUGAGUUUUAG
Molecule: messenger RNA, 1332 nt
Organism: Exophiala bonariae
Lineage: Eukaryota; Fungi; Ascomycota; Eurotiomycetes; Chaetothyriales; Herpotrichiellaceae
Exons: 1
Coding region: 1-1332 (443 amino acids)
Molecular function (GO): lipase activity
Source: RefSeq, a predicted model, not a curated record